Messenger RNA from Pteronotus mesoamericanus, 6890 nucleotides. RefSeq names its product alpha kinase 3 (gene ALPK3). Gene Ontology annotation, biological process: protein phosphorylation; cardiac muscle cell development. NCBI's taxonomy places the organism in Eukaryota, Metazoa, Chordata, Mammalia, Chiroptera, Mormoopidae. The record is from RefSeq and is a predicted model, not a curated record. The transcript has 14 exons. The coding region runs from base 84 to 5000 and encodes 1638 amino acids. Gene Ontology annotation, molecular function: ATP binding; protein serine/threonine kinase activity. Gene Ontology annotation, cellular component: nucleus.
GCGGCUGGCGAGAGCGGCGACCAGCGCGCGGGGCUGGAGGGCGCGCGGGGCCAGGACAGGGCGGCGGUGGGCCAGGCGGCAGCAUGGGCUCGCGGUGGGUCCCCAGCCGAGCCUGGGGCGCGGGGGGUCGGGCCGGGGCCCGCGGCCACCGCGAGGACGAUGGGCCCGUGUGGACCCCCAGCCCCACCAGCCGCAGCUACCUGCUCAGCGUGCGGCCGGAGACCAGCUUAUCAAGCAGCCGGUUGUCUCACCCCAGCUCUGGAAGGAGCACCUUCUGCUCCAUCAUUGCUCAGCUAACAGAGGAGACCCAGCCACUAUUCGAGACCACACUCAAGUCCCAGGCUGUGUCCGAGAACAGCGACGUCAGGUUCACCUGCAUCAUCACAGGAUACCCAGAGCCAGAGGUGACCUGGUACAAGGAUGACAUGGAGCUGGACCGCUACUGUGGCUUGCCAAAAUAUGAGAUCACUCAACAGGGCAACCGCCACACACUGCAGCUCUACAGGUGCCAAGAAGAAGAUGCUGCCAUCUACCAGGCCUCUGCCCGGAACAGCAAGGGUAUCGUGUCAUGCUCGGGGGUCCUAGAGGUGGGCACCAUGACUGAGUACAAGAUCCACCAGCGCUGGUUCGCCAAGCUGAAGCGCAAGGCCGCGGCAAAGAUGCGUGAGAUCGAGCAGAGCUGGAAGCACGGGAAGGAGGCGGCGGGAGAGGCCGACACCCUGCGCAAGCUGAGCCCCGACCGCUUCCAGCGAAAGCGACGGCUGAGCGGGGCUGAGGUGCCCGUCCCCGCAGCCCCCACCAGGGAGGCUGAGGACAGGAUCUCGGCAGCUUGGCAAGAGAGGGAGACUGAGCCCGGUCAGCCCCCACGUCUGGGCCUGAUCGACAGUUUUGCUCCCGGAGAGGUGACCACCAACGGGGAUGCUGCCCCUGAGAAUGGCGAGGACGGAGAUCACGGCCUGCUGACCUACAUCUGUGAGGCCAUGGAGCUGGGGCCUCAGAGAGCCCCCCGAAAGGAAUCUGGGGCCAAGAAGAAAAAGAAAGCCGAGGAAGCGAAGCCUGGCCUGCAGAAGCCAGAGUUAGAGAAGGCAGCUCGAGGCCACCGCUCUGAAAACUGUGUCCCCAGUUCAGACAAGCCUGACCCCUGUGGGACAGAGGGGCCCAUGGACACAGAGCGGGUUCAGACCUGGCUGGGAGGCCGCGGGCCUGGGCCUUCAGGAACAGGCAGCACCAGGGAGCCGGCGUCGGCCGUGGGCUCCCCAGCCCAGCCCCACAAGGCCCCAGCCCCGGGCCCAGGCCCAGACCAGGAAGUGUGUUUCUCCCUGAAGGAUAUGUAUCUGGAGAGCAUCCGAGCAGCCAGGCCUCAGGGGGAAGAGGAGCCCCAUGCCCAGGACGUCAGGGCACCUGGGGAGACGCCCUCAGGGGAGGUGCCCCACGAAGCAAAAGGCGAGAGAGGGCCUGCCGCCCCUGGCCAGCAUGUGCCCUCCGCCCCUCAGCCCACUAGGGCUUUCAACAGGAAGAGAUUUGCCCCUCCAAAGCCCAAAGAAGAGCCCGCCACCAACGGCAAGCCCGAGUCUUCCCUGAGUCAGGCUCCAGAGCCCAGAGCCCAGGGCUUGGGGAGGGUUCCGCCUCAGGCUCCUGUGCAGGUGCCCACACCCCCUUCCCGGCGGAAACACAGCGCGCAGGACAGCCCCUUGCAGGGACGGGCCGGCCGCAGGACCCCAGGAGAGGUCCUGGAGUCCCAGGCGGCCAUGGCUCCUACCGCCUCAGCCAGCAGCAGCGCCGAUGUAGCCUCUGCUGGUGGCGGCGCCCCCAGAAGCCAGGGCGCCAUUGAGCCCAUGGAUACAGACACCCAGGAGAGGAGAACGUGUGCCGACUGGAGACACGGAAACAAGAAGGGCACAGACGUGGAUGGGAAGAUGCACGUGGACGGGAGGACACAGGGAGACGGAACGCAGAUGGACACUGUGACACAGAAGAGCGAAGGAGAGGAGUCGGACAGGAGAGGCCAGGAGGAUGUGGCAGCACAGGGAAGGGCAGCGGCACAGGUGGGAAGGACACAGGAAGGCAGGCAGGCACGGGCAGGUGAGCAGAUGCAGGAGAAGAGGAGGACGCAGGACGACCAGGGGACACAGUCAGAGGGGGGCGCCCCCACAGCGAGUCACGUUCAGUCCGAGAGGGAGCCAGGGGGCAGCCGCAGCCCACAGUCCGGAACCCCUGAGCUCUCCCCUUCACAGCGCGCCAGGUCUCCUCAGGUUACUGGAUGUUCUGAGCAGACCCCAGAAGGGUCCUCAGUCCUCGAAAAACCCAGUUUCGUGCUCAGAGCUGAGGAGACGGCGGCAACAGUCACUACUAACCAAGGGAAAACUUGGCUGGGUCCCCUGUCAGGGGGCCUCACGCCGCCGGCCCAGCUGCAUCCCGAGGGCGGCUUGGAGCAGACCGGAGGGGCAGCGCCGCCGGUGGACCCGGGCGGCUGUGCUCCCGCUGGCCUGAGCCCGGCGGUGCCCACUCUGCCUGCUCCUGGGACUGGCCUGGCUGGGAGCUCACAGCAGGGGCUGCCGAGCACCCCCAGUUCUCAGCACACAGGCGCCGCUGCCAUUUUGCCCCCCGGGACCCAGGCCUUGCUGAGCUCUGCUCCUGCACCGCACCUGGGGCCAGGGACCCCCACCCGGAGCCGCCUACCAGAAACCGCGGCAGCCAGCCAUGAGGGUGCCUGUGCCAAGAUGCCAGACGAGGGAGGGGUGCCCUCGGGCCCACGGAGCUGCGACCCUGGCCUCAUAGAUUCCCUGAAGAACUACUUGCUUCUGCUGCUGAAGCUGUCCAGCACAGGGACGGGUGGAGGGGGCGCCGAGGCCCCGGGGGGAGCUGCUCCCGGGGGUCUGGAGCCCUCGCCCACACUGGCCCCCGCUGCGGGAGUGGCCGGCCUGAGUCCGCGGACGUCACGGCGCAUCCUGGAGCGUGUGGAGAACAACCACCUGGUGCAGAGUGCGCAGACCCUGCUGCUCAGCCCCUGUACCACCCGCCGCAUCACUGGCCUCCUGGACCGGGAGGUGGAGGCUGGCCAGCAGGCCCUGGCUGCUGCUCGGGGCCAUGGCCCCAGCCCCCUCAGUGUCCCCACCAUAGUGGUGGGUGAGGAGGGCCCUGGGCCGGCCUCAGAAGAGUCCAGCCAGGGUGAGGGAGAGGUUCCCCUUGAGGGGCCUGGCGUCCUGGGGACCUCCCGGGAGGGCAGCAUGGGGGGUCUGCUAGGAGAGGCAGGCAGACAGGCAGCCUCUGGUCAGGGAUCUCUGUCCACAGAGCGCAGAGCCCAGGAGCCCUUCCAGGAGGAGGGGCUCCCACGGGAGGCGCCAGCCGGUCUCCCCGCAGCUACCCCUGAGGAACUGGCUCUGGGGGCCCGGAGGAAGAGGUUCCUCCCUAAGGUCAGAGCAGUGGGUGACGGGGAGGCAAGCAAGCCCGAAGAAAGGGAGAGCCCCACGGUUUCUCCCCGGGGACCUAGGAAAGGCCUCGCGCCUGGGUCCCCGGGGACUCCUGGGCGGGAGAAACGCUCUCCGACCCAGGGCCGAAAGGCAGGCCUGCUGGAGGUGCCGCGGGCAGAGGAGGAGCAGGCGGCGGGAGACCUGGGCUCCAGCCCCAAGGCUGGCGGGCCGGACGCGGAGCUGGCCCUGGACGAGGGCAAGCAGGAGGCCCUGGCCAAGUCGAAGAAAGCCAAAGACCUGCUGAAAGCCCCACAGGUGAUUCGCAAGAUUCGGGUGGAGCAGUUUCCCGAUGCCUCGGGCAGCCUGAAGCUCUGGUGCCAGUUUUUCAACAUUCUCAGUGACUCAGUCCUGACGUGGGCCAAGGAUCAGCGCCCAGUGGGCGAGGUGGGCAGGAGCGCAGGGGACGAGGGGCCGGCGGCCUUGGCCAUCGUGCAGGCGUCCCCCGUGGACUGCGGUGUGUACCGCUGCACCAUCCAGAAUGAGCACGGCUCGGCCUCCACUGACUUCUGCCUGAGCCCCGAGGUGUUGUCAGGAUUCAUAUCCAGAGAAGAAGGUGAAGUUGGAGAAGAGAUUGAGAUGACCCCCAUGGUGUUUGCUAAGGGCCUGGCUGACUCUGGCUGCUGGGGGGACAAGCUUUUCGGGCGCCUGGUGAGCGAGGAGCUGCGAGGGGGUGGACAUGGGCACGGCCUGCGGAAGGCCUCCCAGGCCAAGGUCAUCUACGGGCUGGAGCCCAUCUUUGAGUCGGGCCGCACGUGUGUCAUCAAGGUGUCCAGCCUGCUGGUGUUCGGGCCCAGCAGCGAGACUUCCCUCCUGGGCAGAAACUACGACGUCACCAUCCAGGGAUGCAAGAUCCAGAACAUGAGCCGGGAAUACUGCAAAAUCUUUGCGGCGGAAGCCCGGGCGGCGCCUGGCUUUGGGGAGGUGCCUGAGAUCAUCCCGCUGUACCUGAUCUACCGGCCCGCGAACACCAUCCCGUACGCUACGCUGGAGGAGGACCUGGGCAGGGCCCUGGAGCCCUACUGUUCCCGGGACGCGCCGGCAUCAGGCAGCACGGAGGCCGUGCAGAAAUGCCAGACCUUCCAGCACUGGCUGUAUCUGUGGACGAACGGCAGCUUCCUGGUCACGGAUCUGGCAGGGGUUGACUGGAAGGUGACUGAUGUGCAGAUUGCCACCAAGCUGCGAGGAUACCAAGGCCUCAAGGAGAGCUGUUUCCCUGCCCUGCUGGACCAGUUUGCCUCCUCCCACCAGUGCAACAGCUUCUGUGAGAUGCUGGGGCUGAAACCCCUCAAGGGCCCUGAGCCUGCCCACUCCCAAGCCAAGGCCAAAGGCGCCAAGAGUCCAUCUGCCGGCAGGAAGGGCCCCCAACUGAGUCCUCAGCCCCAGAAGAAAGGCCUCCCCAGUCCCCAGGGCACCCGGAAGAGUGUCCCCAGCUCCAAGGCUACUCCUCAGGCCUCAGGGGCAGUUGCCACCCAGUCACUGGGACAGCCUCCCACCCAAGAAGGGGGCUCGAAGGCUCAGGGCACGCGGUAGCCCCUACGAGAGGCUGGGGGCCUUCACCCAGCAGCAGACCAACAAGGAAGCAGCUCGAACUGAUGGAGACUUUCCCAAUAAAGACCAACCAGGAAGGUGCACUGAGCAGGCACCCCCCCGGGGGGCCUCUCCGUGCAGCCUCUCCUCAGUCAGCGCCUCAUCAGGUGGCUCUGGGGCAUGGCACACAGCCCGGUGGCCUCUUCUGGUGCCAUGUAACCCCGGGCCCUCAGGCCCCACCCCAAGUGCCCGGGGGCUGAGGCCCUCCUUGAAGUUUACAUUGGCCACUGCUGGAGGCUCCCUGAGUCCUCUGCAUGAGUCCGCACCCCGGCCCCUCGCCCCAGGCAGGCCCUGCUGUGAACGGUGUCCUCUGGGGCACGCAGGCCAGCACGCACCCUCUGCCUUAGCUCCACGCUGCUGUCUCCCUGACUGCAGGGCUCCGGGCUUCCUCUGCUGCGUGACUCUCAGGGUGUCUUCUCCCUCAGGCUACUGUGCCUCCUUCAUCCCAGCUCACCCUGCAACUAACCCGUCCCUGAGCCCCAUUUGGGGCCUGUUCAGUCCUUGUGUGGUGGUCUUUGGUGACACGUGUUCUUGCUUUUCCUUCCCCCAUCACUCAGGCGCUCACUUGCCUGCCUCCCUUGCUGUCUUGCGCCCCGUCCCCCAUCCCUAGCUUGGAACCCGGUUGCAGCCUGCUGCCUGCCCUUCGCUGACUCUGCUUGUCCCCUGCCUGAUGGCCUCCCUAGCCUGGCCCACCACCCUACCCCCAGGACCCAGGUGAGGAGCAGACCCUCUGGCCUCUAGUCCACCCCAGUCCACUCCUUCCCUACUUUUCCCACACCCUCCUCCCGUGAGGUGGGAACUGGCCUGAGAGUGGUCAGCAGCUGGGGCCAGAGGGAGAGUGUGGACUUUGAGGGACUGUGUGCUCCAUACUGAAGGAGGGGGGCUCAUGUGCAGUUCAUUCGCCUCCCGGCUGGGGUGGAGGACUGUCUCUGCGCCUGGGACCUAGGACCCCUGCCCCCAUGCAUUAACUCUCCAUCCUGAAUCUCCGGCCCUGGGACCUCGUGUGUGGGCUCCCAAGGAACUGCUGUGCUUGGCCCAGGACCUGUGUCCUUCCUGGGGGCCCCUCCUGGAGGCCCUGGGUGGGGUGGGGCUGGAGCUAGCCUGCUCCCCUUGGAAUGCAAUAAAGGCAGCAACUGUGUUUCCUGCGCACCCUCCUCCAGUGUGGCUGUGGGGGUGUGGGCUCCGGGUCCCUCCCCCCAGGCAGGCUUCCUGAGGCGGCCAACAGUCCCUGGGCGCACUGGAGAAAGGAGUCCAUGUUUGGCUCCGGCCUCGACGUUCAGUCUCAGCCUCCUGUGGCCACAGCUAAACAGUCUGUGCUUCUGGCGCAGCUGGGCUGAUGGCGGUGCCCCUUUGCAGGGUGUCUGUGGACUUGGGGCCAGCGUGGCACGGCUCCUUCACUUGGGAGAGUGACACACAGAAGGAACCCAGGAGGGUGAAGCUGAGCUGGGGGCUCUGGGGAAACACCAGUGUCUCUGGCUUCUUCCAUGGCAGCCAGACCGGCCCAGGGGUCAGCCAGCACCUGCCUCUCAGCCACUCGCCGACCACUCUGCGUCCCGCGCGGUGGAGAGGCUUCUCGUUCCCAGUCCGUCCCUGCCCCCGCCCCCAGGCCCAGCUUUCCCUUGCCUGACAUGUACGCCUCCAUGUUGACAUUUCUGCCCUCUCUGUCUCCUCUGGGGACUCUCCCCACUUUGUCCUCUUGCCCUAGUGCGCCCCCACCUCUCCCCGCCCGCCUGCCAGGCUGCCUUGGUGAACUGCAGCUGGGACGUUGUCCACUCGUUCAUUCGUUCGUCCGUCCGUUCAGCAGACCUGCAGUGAGCCCCUCCCUGCUUUAUG